UCACUCUUAUUUACUGUAUAAACAAAGUACAAAGAAUUCACAAUCUAUGCGAAGUAAUUGCAGUAUCUAUUCCCCGUUGGUUUUUAUCACUCUCAUUUCUCUCAAACACCCACAAAGACCCCUCCUCUCUCUAAUCCCCAAUUCUCAGUUCCAAAGCCUCGGCCAAAAACAAUCUUAAAUCUCUGAUGGGUUUUGAAGGAGAUGAAGAAUUGGCCACCACCCCCAACAAAUCCACGUUCAGGUACAACUCACCCCUCGUCCAAGUGUCCCUCAUAGGCCUGGUAUGCUUUUGCUGCCCCGGCAUGUUCAACGCAUUCUCUGGCUUGGGCGGUGGCGGCCAGGUCGACCACACGGCUGCCAACAACGCCAACACCGCUGUCUUCACCACAUUCGCGGUCUUCAGCAUCCUCGGCGGAGGCAUCUACAACAUCCUGGGGCCGCGACUCACGCUCUUCGCCAGCUGCUCCACCUACGUCCUCUAUGCCGGCUCUUUCCUCUACUACAAUCACCACAAGCACCAAGAUUUUUCCAUUGCUGCCGGGGCACUGCUGGGCAUCGGCGCGGGCCUCCUCUGGGCCGCACAGGGCUCUAUCAUGACCUCUUACCCACCAACGCACCGUAAAGGGAUGUAUAUCUCGCUCUUCUGGUGUAUCUUCAACAUGGGUGGUGUCAUUGGCGGCCUUAUUCCUUUCAUUCUCAACUAUCAUCGUGGCGAAGCUGCUUCGGUUAACGAUGGCACCUAUGUUGGUUUCAUGGCCUUCAUGGCGGCCGGGACACUUAUUUCUUUGGCGAUUUUGCCACCCAGCAAGGUGAUUCGUAAUGAUGGGACUCGGUGUAGUAACAUCAAGUACUCCAACGUUAGGACUGAGUCGAUUGAAAUUUUGAAAUUGUUCAUAAACUGGAAGAUGCUGCUCAUAGUGCCUGCCGCUUGGUCCAGCAACUUUUACUACACAUACCAAUUCAAUAACGUUAAUGGGGCGUUGUUCAAUUUGAGGACUAGAGGGUUUAACAACAUGCUCUACUGGGGUGCUGAGAUAUUGGGCUCGGUUGGGAUUGGUUACAUAAUGGACUUCAGUUUUCAGAGCAGGAGGAUGAGGGGGUUUGUUGGGAUUUUUGUGGUUGCGGUCCUUGGGACUGCUAUUUGGGCUGGUGGUCUUGCCAACCAGCUCAGAUACUCGCGCGGUGACAAGCUAGAGAAGUUUGAUUUUAAGGACUCAGGUGCCGAUUUCGCAGGGCCCUUCGUCUUGUAUUUUAGUUAUGGAUUGCUGGAUGCCAUGUUCCAAAGCAUGGUUUACUGGGUGAUUGGAGCCUUGGCGAAUGAUUCUGAAAUCCUUAGCAGGUAUUCUGGGUUUUAUAAGGGAGUACUGAGUGCCGGAGCAGCGGUUGCUUGGCAAGUUGAUACACACAAUGUCUCUUUCAUGUCCCAAUUGAUUGUGAAUUGGUGCCUCACUACAGUCGCUUAUCCAUUAUUGGUGGUUCUUGUCAUGUUGGCUGUGAAGGAUGAGGCGGAGGCUGAAGAGGGAACUACUGAGGAGGCUACUCCUACUUCAACUAAGCCUGCUGAUACAUGACAAUGAUUAUAGAGGGGUUCAAUCUUCCAGAAGGCCACCAUUGUGUUUUUAUCUUGGGGAUGCAUUACAGCCCUCACCUGCAAUGCCUGUUUACAGUCCCCAUCUUAUUUUAUAAUCUUAAAAAAAAACUCUCUCCUCUCA
Messenger RNA from Alnus glutinosa, 1712 nucleotides. Its product is annotated as UNC93-like protein 1. The record is from RefSeq and is a predicted model, not a curated record. The transcript has 2 exons. NCBI's taxonomy places the organism in Eukaryota, Viridiplantae, Streptophyta, Magnoliopsida, Fagales, Betulaceae. Bases 186 to 1571 code for a protein of 461 amino acids.